AUGGAAUUCAUAAGAAAAUUAGCGUCAUACAUAAAAAAUUUCAAUAUUUUCCCAUCAAUUCCGCCAUCCAACGAUGAGCAGAAACUUCGAAAUCAACGAAUUUCCACCAAAUUAUUUAUCCUUGUCUUUAUCGUAUCAUUAUUCAUCCUUAUUCUAUACAAUUCAAUUAUUACAGUAACAAAAACAGAGAUUAAAGAAACACCAACCUACAAACAAUACAAAGAACUCGACUCUAAAUAUUCGACAACACUUAAUUGUCCGUGUAAAAAGAUCUUAAUUGAUUAUAAGGAAAUUCUUUAUGUUAAUUUCACAUUACACCAAGUAUGUUCAAGUUCCUUUGUUACUCCACAAUGGAUCGAACAUUUCUUUUAUCGUCCAAUAUACACUGCUCAAAACUCUGACGAUUUUCGUAACAUAGGUAAACAUUUAUUCGAAGCGUUGACAGCGUUUUGUGAUUUGACAAAUCGAACAAUAUUGAAUAGUUUGCAAGAGUUUUAUUCAAAUCAAUACGUUAGUGCAACUAUGACAUCUUUGCAAUUAUUUCUCUCACAAAUUCGAACAUUUAUUAAUCAGUUCAAAUCAAUGACAACAAACACCUUUCUCCUUUCACUCGACCAGAUUUUAAGUUUAGUUCAAAGCAACGCUUUAAUAUCUGCAAAACAUACGAACUAUCUCCUGGUGUAUAAUAGUAUUCAACAGAUUGUUGCGAAUACGGUUUCGUAUUUAAACUGUACAUGUGACGUCUCAUCAACUUGUACUACACUAACUUCAAUUUCCAAGCAUCCAAACCCUCAUCCUAUAUUUAUAGUACCUGGAAUACGUCGAGGGUGUUACUUAGUCGAAGCACUUCUUCAAUCCACUCUCGAGUGUUUCUAUAAUCAAACGUGUUUAAAUAUAAUUCAGUAUCAUCUUAAUUAUUCUUCCUCAUCGAUAAAUAUAACAAUUCUUGAUUCGUCAUUACCAUCGAAAUAUUCUGUUAAUUCAACGAUGAAACAAAUGAUUGAUAAUUUAAUGAUCGAACAAUGGAUUUAUAAUGAUAGACAUGAAAACUAUUACAGUCAAUGUGCACCAAUCGAAUGUAUUUAUAGUUAUGAAGCAAAGAAUAAUUUAUUAUAUAUUGUGACAACAUUAUUUGGAUUGAUUGGUGGUUUAGUAACUGCUUUAAAAAUUAUUAUACCAACAAUUGUCAAUUUCGUAAUGAGUAGAAUCAGACGAAGAGGAAGACAAGAACGGACACCAAAAAGUAGGAUCGACAUGAAUCAACGAACUCACCCUUUAAUUCUAUUUAAAAAGUAUGUUAACACUUUGAAUCUUUUUCCAUCCAUUCCACCAUCCAACGAUGAGCAGAAACUUCGAAAUCAACGAAUUUCCACCAAAUUAUUUAUCCUUGUCUUUAUCGUAUCAUUAUUCAUCCUUAUUCUAUACAAUUCAAUUAUUACAAUAACAAAAACAGAGAUUAAGGAAACACCAACCUACAAACAAUACAAAGAGCUCGACUCUAAAUAUUCGACAACACUUAAUUGUCCAUGUAAAAAGAUCUUAAUUGAUUAUAAUGAAAUCCUUUAUGUUAAUUUCACAUUACAUCAAGUAUGUUCAAGUUUCUUUGUCACACAAGAAUGGAUUAACUAUCUUUCUCUUUCUCGUGGAAGCGAAAACAUGGUUAACCAGGACUUUCGAAUGUUAGGCCCAUUAGCAUUUCAAGCACUAAAGUCGCUUUGUGAAUUAGCUAGUCGAACAAUCUUCAAUGGUUUGAUACACUUUUAUUCAAAUCAAUAUUUCAGUGCAGGUGUGACAUCUCGCGAAUUAUUUCAAACACAUAUUGAAACAUUUAUUGAGGAAUUUAAGUCGACAACUACAAAGAAUUUUCUUCUUUCAUUCGAUAUCGCAUUGAGUAUGAUUCAUACAAAUGCUCUACUAUCUGCACGAUUGACGAACUACAGACUCGUAGGAAAAACGUCACCUGGAUCUGGAGUUGAUUCAAUUUCAAAAUCAUACUUGCGAUGUCAUUGUCACCUAUCAGCAACAUGUAUCGAACGCAGUACAAUUUACAACAUGCCUAAUCCAGCACCGAUGCUUUUUGUACCUGGAUUUUAUCGAGGAUGUGGUGUAGUCGAAGCACUUCUUCAAUCUACACUUGAGUGUUUCUACAAUCAAACUUGUCUGAAUAGACUUCACUACUUUUUUAACAAUCGUAUCAAGAAGAAUAUCACAGCUCUGGAUGCAACAUUGCCAUCUAACUAUUCUAUUAAUUCAACAAUAAAACACAUAAUUAAUACAUUAAUGAUUGAAAAAUGGAAUCAGUUUAGUAAAUACGAUAAUUAUUACAGUCAAUGUGCGCCAAUUCUAUGUACUUAUACUUAUGAAGCAAAGAAUAAUUUAUUGUAUAUUGUGACAACAUUAUUUGGAUUGAUUGGUGGUUUAGUAACUGCUUUAAAAAUUAUUAUACCAACAAUUGUCAAUUUCGUAACGAGUAGAAUCAGACGAAGGGGAAGACAAGAACGGACACCAGAGUCAGAAACAAAUAAUGACGAGCAAAGUCUAUCAAUAUUGCAAAAGGCGAUCAAUUCUAUAAAAACAAUUAAUCUUUUUCCAUCAAUUCCACCAUCCAACGACGAACAGGAACUUCGAAAUCAACGAAUUUCUACAAAAUUAUUUAUCCUUGUCUUUAUCGUAUCAUUAUUCAUCCUUAUUCUAUACAAUUCAAUUAUUACAAUAACAAAAACAGAGAUUAAGGAAACACCAACAUAUAAACAAUAUAAGGAAUUAGACUCUAAAUAUUCGACAACACUUAAUUGUCCAUGUAAAAGGAUCUUAAUUGAUUAUAAGGAAAUUCUUUAUGUUAAUUUCACAUUACAUCAAGUAUGUUCAAGUUUCUUCGUUACUCAAGAUUGGUUCAAAUAUAUUGGUGUUCACGAUGGUUCUGGUCAUGUAGCUCAUCAAGACUUUCGAUUAUUUGGUACAUUGAUAUUUCAGGGACUGAAAGCAUCUUGUGAGUUAUCCAAUCAAGCAAUAUCAAGCAGCUUGUUACAGUUUUAUUCGAAUCAAUAUGUCAGUGCAAGUAUGACAUCUUUGAAAUUGUUUUCAUUACAGAUUAAAACAUUUAUCGAUCAAGUUAAAUCAAUAACAACAAACCAUUUCCUUAUUUCAUUUGAUCUAAUAAGGCGUAUAAUUCAGAGCAAUGAUAUAUUUUCUGGGCGAUUAACAAACUAUGAAUUUAGAAAACAAUUAUUUAAUGGAGCAUUAACGGCUCUUCCUGACUCUUACAAUAGUUGUCGUUGUCAUACUACACCAACAUGUACUGCAGAAGGUUUUAUUUAUCAGUAUAAUAGUUCAAAACAGUUAUUUACUGUCCCGGGAAUACAUCGUGGUUGUUAUAUUGUCGAAGCACUUCUUCAAUCUAAUCUUAAGUGUUUCUAUAGUCAAACGUGUUUGGAUGACAUUCAGUUUUACCUUAAUCACUCCUCUCGAAUAAAUAUCACUACUCUUGAUUCAUCAUUACCAACGAACUAUGCUAUUAAUUCAACGAUAAAACAAAUGAUUAAUAAUUUAAUGAUCGAACGAUGGAUUUAUAAUGAUAGACAUGAAAAUUAUUAUAAUCAAUGUGCACCAAUCGAAUGUAUUUAUAGUUAUGAAACAAGGAAUAAUUUAGUUUAUAUAUUAACAGCAUUAUUUGGACUAGUUGGCGGAUUAAUAACUGUUUUAAAGAUUGUUAUACCAAGAUUGGUAGCAUUCAUCAGAUGGAUUACGUUAAAAUGCAAAAGAAGAAAAAUUAAUCCAAUGUCCUAA
Adineta ricciae is the source of this 3786-nucleotide messenger RNA. Lineage: Eukaryota; Metazoa; Rotifera; Eurotatoria; Adinetida; Adinetidae. The record is from the annotation of a GenBank genome assembly.